Molecule: messenger RNA, 9635 nt
Organism: Rattus norvegicus (Norway rat)
Lineage: Eukaryota; Metazoa; Chordata; Mammalia; Rodentia; Muridae
Gene: Pigz
Product: phosphatidylinositol glycan anchor biosynthesis, class Z
Cellular component (GO): endoplasmic reticulum membrane
Molecular function (GO): glycosyltransferase activity
Source: RefSeq, a predicted model, not a curated record
UGCUGCUGAAAGACCCCCGAAGGGAGCCCCCCACUCAAGUCUCGGGAAAGACGCGCACCCAGUAGGACACAGACACCGACCUGCUGUAAUCACACGAGGAAGAUUUAUUGUGAGCGAGAUGAAACGAGAGCUCAGGCCAGCAUGCUGGGGUCGAGACUCAUACACCACACAGGGAGUAGAGGAGUUCGACCCCGACCUGAAUUUUCACAGAGCUUAUAAAGGAAAAAACCACAAACCAGGGGGAUCAAGAGGGAGGGAGGAGGGGAAUUCCAAAACCAUAAACUGCCCAUACAAUUUAGGACUUUGUGACAUUGUGAUUAGGGGUAGUGACAUUUUACAGGGCCAUUGGACCAUUGUGGCCGGAGGCUAUGGGUCAUUGUGGCUGUUCCAGGAAACCUUUCAUGCAAGAAUGUUCCGGGAACCAUUGUACAGCAAGGGAGGGGCGAAAAGUUCAUGUUCUCACAGACCCUACCUCUUCUUUUUGGGUAGCUAGGCGGCUUAUUAUUAAUUUUUAAUCCUUCAUUCCCCACUUCUUCUUUUUUUGUUAAUAGUUCUAAUCCUAGAACUUCAUGGAGAACUCAGCUUCAUCUAGCAUAACAGCUUGGUAUUGUAGUCUUAACAUGAGGAUUCUAACCUGGACACUAUCCAACCUAUCCACCAAGGUCAUGACUAGCUUUUAGAACUUCUAAGCUUAUACGGACUGUGAUCCCUGAGGCACAGUCCCAAGAAGUGUUAAGAGUACUAACAUAUGCAAUGUUACAUCAUUUGUAAUGGAAAUCAAGCCUAUCCCACACCUAUCUUGAUAGAACCCAGGACAAACAUGACUGAGUUUCCCUCUAGCUCUCAGCCCCAACAGCUAGUACAUGGCUGGUGAGGGCUGAGAAUUGACAGCUGUCAGGGUGGUCAGCAGCACCAGGUACGGUCCUUUCCAGCGAGGCUCGAGUGUCUGGACUCAGUGUAGCUGCAACCUGGAACUGAUGGGAUGUCUCAGGGGUCUCCGGGGCAUAGGCUGCUGUCAGCUGUGAGCAGAUUUCUUUCUGUAUCACCUGUAGGUCUUUUAGCCUGGCACACAAAUCAUUAUUACUAUGGCACUAUGACAUGUUGGUUCAGUAACAUCAUCUAAUACAGUCAGGGGGGCUGAGGCCCCAUAUAAGAUCUCAAAGGGGGUAAGGCUGAAUCUGGAAGGGGUAUUUCUUGCUCUGAAGAGAGCAAGAGGGAAGGAGUGUCACCCAGUCUGUGCCAGUCUCCAUGGUUAAUUUGGUCAGGGUCUCUUUUAGAGUUCUAUUUAUUUACCCUACCUGUCCUGAACUUUGAGGUCUGUAAAUACAAUGUAAUUUCCAAUUGACCUCUAAAUACUUGGCCACACCCUGGCUUACCUUGGCAACGAAAGUAGGGCCGUUGUCUGACCAGAUUACCUUGGGCAUUCCAAAUCGGAGGAAGAUUUCUUCCAGUAUCUUCUUGAUGAUUGCAGAGGCCGUCUCUUGUUUGGUGAGGAAAGCUUCUAUCUAUUCCUGAAAAAGUAUCUACAAGCACUAGGAGAUACUUGUGAUUAUAUUUUUCUGGUUUUAUCUCAGUGAAGUUCACUUCGACUUUUCACCAAACUCUCUAGGUCUCUUUGCCCUGUUUGCUUGCUAAGCAUUCACUUAUUGACAUACCUUAUACUUUCUACUGCCUCUCUGGCUAAAAUCUUAAAGUCUAUUACAUACACUUAACUACUUGGACAAACUUUUUAUCUCCUAAUUGAGUCCAUUUCUGUAUUUGGCAAAGUGAGUCUUUUCUUUGUUCUCUGGGAAGUAUAGCUUUCCCCUCAAUGUGCCAUUGUCCUUUAUCUUUUAAGCAAUUUGGGCCUUUUCUAAGUGAGGCCAUCCCUUAGUCCGAUCCCAGUUCCCAGUGGCUGUCUCUUGCAGGCCUGCAACCAGGAUGGGCUCCUGCAUAACCAUUUUUCGAGCCACUUUAUCUGCUUCGUUAUUGCCCCAUGUCACUGAAUCUCUUCCCUCCUGAUAUCCUGAGCAAUGAAUAGUACUCACAGUUGUUGGCUUCACCAGGGCAUCCAAGAGAUGGUAAAGGCAUCUGCAGUGCUGAUGUACUGGGGGGGGUAGAGGUUCGGCUUUCAGCAGGGGUCAAUCAGCCAGUCGCAGAGGUCUUUCCUCCACCCAUGGGCUUCUGCCAGUACUUGACACUCGUGCUGUGGUGGCUCCAGGUCCGGAUUGGGCAGCAAGGUGACCAGAUUGUCCCCAACCGGUGGAGAAUCUAGUCCAUGGCAGCUGACCAGUGGUCCCAUCUUUUGGGACACUCUAUUCAAAGGCAGAACAUCAGCCACUCUAUCACAGUUUAAGUCCUGGAUUGGGUGAUAAUUGUUAGUGCCCGGCUGGCAGGAGUGAUAUGUUCCAAGUAGAACAGCGCUAAGCCAUUCGUCUCCCAGCAUCAGGUACUGGUGCACUGAGACAGGUCUUAAGCUCCGCAUACACAGUCUGUAGAUAUGCAUACACAUGGCCUCACCCAGCCAUUUCAGCCCACGCAAGCCAUUUUGGGGAGCAAUUUUCUCAUGAGCAAGGGAUAGGGGCAGUCAGGGAUGACUAUGAACUAGUGGGUUACCCGGCCCACGCCAAGGUCCACUGUUCUUCGGGCAGUCCAUAAGUAUUGUUUGUUGCCAGUAGGCCCCUGUACCCAAGGUCUUUGGAUAUUGGCCCACUGGAGGGGGGCAUAGGAGCACAGAGCAUUGGGUCCCUGCAUCCACACUUCCCUUCUAUCUCUGUACAUAGCCAGCACUCUAGGACCAAGAGGCUCUCCAGUGUCCCCUCUUGUUCUUUCUGGGGCAGUCCCUGACCCAGUGUCUUUUUUUUUUUUCUUCGUAUUAGGCACACUGAUCUUUAGCCAGGAAUUCUCUUCUGUUGCCAGGUACUAUCUUCCUAGGUUCCCUAACUACUGUGGCCAGUAUAUGUUCCUCUCUUGUCUUUUAUCUCUCUUUAGCUCUCUAAUUUCCUCUUCCUUUAGUCUCUUUUCUUCCCUAGCUUCCUGCUCUUUUUAACCUUCUUUCUUUCUUUCUUUUUUUCUUUCUUUCUUUCUUUCUUUUUUUUCUGUCUCUCUGCAUCUUCUUCUACAGCUAUUAGGUGCUGUCCACUUUUCUGCACAGACCCUGAACCAUGCAUCAACUUACAAUAACUCUCUCAGCGACUUAGCUUAACCCUUCAAGUUUCUGUAACUUUCUCUUCAUAUCUUUUCCUUAUCUUAGCCAGAUUGGUGGGGCAUUUUCCAGCCCCUAGGAGACCGACCCUUGGAGCCUGGGGGCAGACCUGGCACUCCCUACCUUCAGGCGUCUGAAGAGAGCAGGCAGAAGUGAGGGCCUUCUAUGCGUGUUGGAACCCUUUUUUUUUUUUCUGGCCUCUAGUAGGAUUCCGUCUUUCCUCAGUGGUAAAGAAGACCUGUAACAGUUACUAACAAGCAUAUCAAAUGGGAUGGUGAGAAAACAAGAGAAUCUUGAGAAUAGAGUCUACCGAAGAGGGCAAACAGCAUUUAGUCACACAGCUAAACCAGGAGGCCUUUCUUGGAACAAAAAGGCCAUUGUCAGUGUCAGCUCCAUGGCUUUGCCUCUCAAGAGAACCAGCCUCCAAAUGACACUAGGCUUCUAGUAACAACUAAUAACAAAAGGAUGGAGAGAUGGUUAGAACCUGGGUGCUAGAUGCCAGGGGGCUGAUAAAAGAAUUGUAACCAGUUCACCUGGGGCUAUCAGGACCUCAGUAGUAGCCCUUUACCAAACUGUCUCACUGGGUUUAAAGGCCCAUGGAAAAGAAAACAUUAAUCCUGACCUUGGCUAACUCCAAGUAAUUUAGUGCUGGAGACUGACUCCUCCCUUGGAAUAAAGACAGCAGAUAAGGCAGGCUUCCUUAAAGAACUUCUCUAAAUGAGCACUCUCCUUCUGUGAGCAAAUGUCAGAAAUUCCUUUCCUGUUCUUGUUUUCCUUAUAGCCCCACCUAGCUCUCAGCCUUUUUAGAUUAUUCUUCCUGUAGCAUUUCUAACACAGCCUGUCCCUUUUUUUUUUUUUUUUUUUUUAGCCUGUUAACAGCAUUUUUGAUCUUUUAGGCAGUUAUGCACUAAGUGUCAUACGGGCUGAAACUCCGCCUUUAAGAUUCUUUGCUCCCAAGCAAAAUUUAAAUCCUUUUCCAGCUUAUCUCAGCUGUCCACCAUGAGAUUCCCAGAGAUCGCGAACCAAGGUGUAGUAAUUCACUAAGAAAUCUCUCUAUAGUGUUUCUUUUUACCUUAAGCCUUUUCCUUUUAAACAGCUCCUGAAGAGCCAGAAAAAUUGGGUGAGACUUGAGAAGUCCCCAUGCUCGCUGCAGCAGCUCCGCAGCUAAUUUCGCUCCCCUCUACUGUGUGCUGCGAGCACAAGCACAGAUAAAACACUAUUUUAAAAAUUAACUUUGGCUAUCAACCAACACACCGCCACUAGAGCGGGGUCCAUAAGAUUAAGUUUCUUACUAAGCAUUAAGGGGACCAAGUAAAACUCUUCGAUGAACAAAGCAAACAGUUUCAUGAUUUCAAACACAGUCGUCAGUCCAAGAUUUUAAACACGGUCGUCAGUCCAAAUUCAAACACGAAACAAAAGUCAAAAAAACACUGGACAAUACCACAGAAAACAAUCCAGACAAAUAAGACCAAGACAACGCAUCCUAUAACCAAUUUCCACAGAUGCCUGGUACCUUCAGUACCUGGCCCAAACUGCAGCUUAACCUUAGCUGCUUCCGGGAUACCAAACACAGAAACAGAAUACAGACAACAGACACUAACACAUCUAAGCACACUUGUCCGUGCCUAUACUUAAAUAGGCAGCCGAACUCGACCUCCAAAGUCACAGUCAGAUCUUUUUGACUGUCCGUUGCCGGGUCCUCCCGACAAAAUUCGGCUCGAGGAACGUUUCUCACGCGUCCCAGAGCCAGGACCCAACAAAGGCUGACUCGUGGAACGUCUCUCACGAGUCCCAGAGCCUGCGCGAUUGGGGCGUCCCCCGGUGCGCUUUCUAAAAAGGAAAAGAAAGAAAGAAAAAGACUAUUCGGAGUAGGAAUCCUUCAUCUACUCACAGGCGCCAUUUCGGGGUGGGGAACCUUCUUCCACCCGUGCACAGGGCAGGAAACCUUCUUCUGCCCAGACAGUGCACUAAGACUCUCGUGCACAGGGCAGGAAUCCUUCAUCUGCCCAGACAGUGCACUAAGACCUUAAACCGGUACCGAAAAACACAGACUACAGGACUUAAUUCACACACACUCACACACACGAGCACAAACAAAAGAGAAAAAAGAAAACAAAACCGACGUCGACUUCGUGUCGACCAGAGGCACUGAAACUGAUCGGCAGGUCGCAGACCUUGCCUAACAAACCGGUCGUCAAGGAGUAAAGUCUCCUCUGGACCUAUCAGAUGGGGUUCACCAGGCGUCCCUGGUCCCCCCUUGUCCUCCUGGGACGUCUCCCAGGGCGAACGGACGGUGGGUACCUGGACACGUCUAUCCCUAUCCACCCCGCUCUCCUUCCUGGAGCGCGGUCUCACUGAGCGUCCGCAAAACCGAAACAGCGAUCGCACCAGAUUCCCAGACAGAACAUAGACACAGACCCAGACACAGCGCUGAGAUAAAACAGAGAAUCUUACCUCCAAGUGGGUCUAGGACCCCUGGGUGGUCGCGCAGAUCCCGGACGAGCCCCCAAAUGAAAGACCCCCGAAGGGAGCCCCCCACUCAAGUCUCGGGAAAGACGCGCACCCAGUAGGACACAGACACCGACCUGCUGUAAUCACACGAGGAAGAUUUAUUGUGAGCGAGAUGAAACGAGAGCUCAGGCCAGCAUGCUGGGGUCGAGACUCAUACACCACACAGGGAGUAGAGGAGUUCGACCCCGACCUGAAUUUUCACAGAGCUUAUAAAGGAAAAAACCACAAACCAGGGGGAUCAAGAGGGAGGGAGGAGGGGAAUUCCAAAACCAUAAACUGCCCAUACAAUUUAGGACUUUGUGACAUUGUGAUUAGGGGUAGUGACAUUUUACAGGGCCAUUGGACCAUUGUGGCCGGAGGCUAUGGGUCAUUGUGGCUGUUCCAGGAAACCUUUCAUGCAAGAAUGUUCCGGGAACCAUUGUACAGCAAGGGAGGGGCGAAAAGUUCAUGUUCUCACAGACCCUACCUCUUCUUUUUGGGUAGCUAGGCGGCUUAUUAUUAAUUUUUAAUCCUUCACUGCUUUUUAUGGGAAGUGACCAUAAAUAUGAAAUCUGAGAAGCCUGGAGGACGGUGAAGCCUAGAGUGUAACCUCCAAGUUUAAUACCAAAGCCUGAGAAUCUGGGUCUAAGCAUGAUGGGAGUACUGGUUGAAGAGCCACUGUCCAAAGGCCAAGGAGCAGAAGUUCCAAAGCCUGAGGACAGGAGACAGUGGGUGCCCACCUCAAGAGGAGAAAGCAGAUCCAGGCAGUGGUGGAUCACGCUUUUAACUCGGGCACUAGAAGAAAGCAGAAUCAGGGGCAUAUGUGUGCAUUCGAGGCCAGCCUGGUGUCCAUAGUGAUUGCCAGGCAGGGCUACACACACACACACACACACACACACACACACACACACACACACACAAACACACACAAAUCCACUCUUUUCCUGACCAUUCAUUCCUCUGGGGCUUGGACUGUAGUGGCAACCAUUUAAUUCUAAGUCAGGGAGAAAGCGGAAAGGAAGUACAGUCUCCAGAGUGGAGAAUGAACCCAGCCCUGAAUCCACAGCAGAGGGCUGCCUCUUGUACUGAAAGAUAGAGUUUUAAAUUAGCUCAAAACUCAGCAACAGGAUCUGACUCAGGAAGACAGAUUGUUAAAAAUGCAGGAGAACUGGUUCAGAGUCACUGACCCUCCCGCUUAUCACCGGACUGAGUAAUGGGUUUUGUUCUGCCCCUGUGAGGUUUGUUCAAGCCCCCAUUGUGCCCUACAGAUAAUGUUCUAGCCUUUGUGUCCUGCACAGAGUAUUCCAGGAAACCUUCCUCCAAGUCUAACCAGAUGUGUUUCAGAUGCAGAUGCCGCAUCAACUCUGACAAACAUUUACCCUAAAGGGCAAUCAAGAUCUGUUUUCAGGAGAAUGCUUGGCCUUUCUCCUCAUUUAAACCCUAGAGUCUUAAGAACAAUCCUGUGACUUUGAGAGUUUCCCCUUGUGACAUUUUUGGUAUUUCCUUUUGACAUCCCCUCAUCUCCUGGAGCUUGUGACUUCUUCCUUUAAAAAGCCCUUCUCCCAGCCACUCGGGGUCGACACCUCUGUCUCCUGCAUGGGAUAUGUGUCAGCCCAGAGAUCUCCGUAAUAGAUCUCCGUAGUAAACCCCGCCUUUGCGUAUUACAUCCAAAAUGGUCUCUCUGUGUCUGGGGUCCGCAACUUACUGAGACUUGAGUAAGGGUCUCUCUUCGGGGAUCUUUCAGUACCAGGAUGUGAAAAUUUCAGUAUACUGCAUCUCCUCCCCUUGUCUGUCUCUAGGGCUUUUCAGGGAGGAGCAGUGGCUGCUUCCUGGAAGAGGUGGAGGUUUUUCACUCCCCAUAAUUCAGUCUGAUACAAUUACAGGAACAAGUGUAAGGGUGCAGCAAGCCACAGAGUUGAGCAGCUGACUGUGGAAAGGCAGAUGUAGCUCUCCAGACUGGCACCUGUGAGAACUGUGACAGACUUUUCAGUCCUGUGUCUGACAACCUGAUGUGACGAUGGCGGCCAGGGUGAUUUGGGGUAGCCUCAGCCUGCUUCGAGUCUUAUGGUGUCUCCUUCCCCAGACUGGCUACAUACACCCAGAUGAAUUCUUCCAGUCACCUGAGGUCAUGGCAGAGGACAUCCUGGGUGUGCAGGCUUCACGGCCCUGGGAAUUUUACCCCAGCAGCUCCUGCCGCACUGUGGUCUUCCCACUGCUGACCUCUGGCUCUACCUUCUGGUUGCUCAGGCUCUGGGAAGAGCUGGGGCUCUGGCCUGGUCUGGUGAGUGGCUACAUGCUGCUGGUGGGGCCCCGACUCCUCCUCACUUCCCUCUCCUUUGCCCUGGACUGGGCUAUGUACUAUCUGGCCCCGUUGUGGGGGGCAGAUCGUUGGAAUGCCUUGUGUCUGCUGUCUGGUUCCUAUGUAACCCUGGUUUUCUACACAAGAACCUUCUCCAACACCAUCGAGGGACUGCUCUUCACCUGGCUACUGGUGCUGGUGUCCCCUUAUGUGGCAAGGAGUCCCACAUCAAAGAAGCCUACCCCAGGUCCACGGUGGCACAGCUAUCUUCUUGGUGCUAUCGUGGCUGCCGGCUUCUUCAAUCGGCCAACCUUUCUAGCCUUUGCUCUGGCCCCCGUCUCUCUCUGGGGCAUCCAUAGAGCUUUGGAACUUGGUGGUAUCAAGGCCCUGAUUCGGGAGGCCCUAGUGCUACUGCCGGGGGCUGCUCUUGCUGCAGGGCUGUUUGUAGCCGUGGACAGCUGGUACUUCUCCAGUCUCUCGGGAUCGACAGGCGUCGUUCUCACACCUGUCAACUUCUUGUACUAUAACCUGGAUCCCCAAAACCUUGCAAGGCAUGGCACGCAUGCACGGCUCACUCACCUGGCAGUCAAUGGCUUCCUGCUCUUUGGGGUACUGCAUGCUCAAGCUUUGCAGGCUGCAUGGCAACAACUCCUCGCCUGCCUCCGUGCAUUUCCACAAACCCGCCUCUUGGGGGAGCCGGGUACCCAGGGUCUGUUGUCUAGCUCCAAGUCUCGUCUCCUCCUUCUCUACUUUACACCCCUGCUCCUGCUGUCCGCCUUUAGCCACCAAGAGCCUAGAUUUCUAAUUCCCCUCCUAGUCCCUCUAGUCCUGCUGUGCAGCCCACAAGCCCAACCUAUACCCAGGAAGGGUACCCUGGUCCUCUUCAAUGUCUCGGGCGCGCUCAUCUUUGGCUGCCUCCAUCAGGGAGGUUUGGUACCUGGCCUGAAGCACCUGGAGCAGGUGGUCCACGCACCUGUCCUCUCAGGCACGACCACCCACUACACACUUCUCUUCACGCACACCUACAUGCCGCCCCAGCACCUCUUACACCUCUCGGGCCUGGGAUCACCUGUGGAGGUGGUAGACAUGGGUGGGGCUGAGGACAGGGUCCUGUGUCAAGCCCUGAACAACUUCAGCAGACAAGCAGCCUGUCAGCUGGCUGGUGGGCCGUGGCUCUGCCGGUUCUUUGUGGUAACUCCUGGGACCAACAGGCAUGCUCUGGAGCAGUGCCAUUUUCCUCUCAAGAAUGAAACUCUGUUGUUUCCCCACUUGACCAUGGAGGACCCUCCAGCCCUGUCCUCCCUGCUCAGUGGGGCUUGGAGGGAGCAUCUUAGUCUUCACAUUAUAGAACUGGAGAAGCCUGUUAUGACAGAGUGGUCCAAGAUUCAGCCAUAGAAGCCACUCUACCUUCUACACAGGCUGGUUGGCUGGGACACUGGAACUCCCCCCGCUGCUGUCUCUUUGGAGGUAUAGCCAAAGGUUGUUUUAAGUGAGCCCACAUUCCUUUCCCUUAGACAACCAAAGAUCUGACCAGUCGUGGUCCCAAUGCCAAGGUCACCAAAAUAACCUAGCAUAACCCCUGGCACCUGUCUUGUUUCUAUGCUGUUAUUCCCGAUCACUGUAAUGUUUAAAAUAUAUAAUAGCACCUGGUUUGACAGACAA